Molecule: messenger RNA, 1229 nt
Organism: Punica granatum (pomegranate)
Lineage: Eukaryota; Viridiplantae; Streptophyta; Magnoliopsida; Myrtales; Lythraceae
Source: RefSeq, a predicted model, not a curated record
AGAGGCUCCUCUGGCUCUGUUAUCAUUCAUUGUUCCCCUCUCCCGCCAGAGACCGGGGAAGAGAUCGAUCUUUCUUUUCUUCUGUUCUCCUGAGAUGGUCUAUUUGCUUGUCACUGUGCUAGCUUGAUUGCGCGAUUGAUCAUUCUUCACAGCAGGAGGAGCCCUAAUUCCUAAUUUUCUCCAUUUCACUGCCACUUGCAAAUUUCCAUCGAACACCUCUCAUUUCCUUCCGAUUACUGGCGAUUCCUUACUUGAGCAGAGAAUUUGAUUCCCAUUCAUGUUCACCAAUGAUCGGAGGCAAGAAGAGCGCACUGGCAGAUACGGAACUCAUCGGUUGCAAUACCUCCAGGAUCUAGUGAGUCGGUUCCAGAAUGCUACCGAUGAAGAAACCAAAGAAAAAAUUGUCGCAAAUCUAGCAAACUUCGCUUAUGACCCUUACAAUUACAAAUUCCUACGCCAGCUUAAUGUAUUGGAACUCUUCUUGGACUGCAUAACCGAACCUAAUGAGAAGCUUGUGGAAUUUGGAGUUGGAGGAAUAUGUAAUUCCUGUGCAGAUCCAGCAAAUGCUGCAAUCAUCACUCGGUGCAGUGGGAUCCCUCUCAUUAUUCAAUGUCUAUCAAGCCCAGUUAGAAAUACUGUAAAUUACGCACUUGGUGCACUGUAUUACCUGUGCGAUGCAUCGAACAAGGAGGAGAUUCUGAAACCAGAAGUGGUCGAUCUCAUCGAGAGGUAUGCUGCUGCCGGAGCAGUUGAUGUCAACUUCAGCAACCUUGCUAACACGUUCUUAGAGAAGCACGUUCGGCGAGAACACGUGACCGGCGUAUUUCCUCAUCUCAACUCAAGUUGAAACAGGCAACAGACGAUCACUGAGGUUGGUGAUUGGAAAAUGGGAAAGUUUGGUAGCAGCUGAAAUAUUUGAAUACUGACGAUGAAGAAACAGCUUAGGCACUCAUAGCACUAGUUGUUUUUUUGUUGCAGAAACAGCGUCAAGGUCCACUUUUUUUAUUGCAUAUUAAUAUAUAAUCGUUCUGAAGAUACCUGUUCAAGAUUUCAUAAGUGCGAGUCCACGUUGGGCAUUCGGGUGGCAGUGGGAGAGACAAUCUUGUGAAGUAUGGGAGAAAAAAAUACCUGAUUUUAUAAGUUAGUCGAGAUGCAUCAAUCGAGUCUCUUGCAUCAAUAUUGUAUUGGGGACUCACGUUUUAAGGGACUAAAUUGAUUUUCUAAGGGAC